This is a messenger RNA of Ziziphus jujuba (common jujube), 744 nucleotides long. RefSeq lists its product as uncharacterized. Lineage: Eukaryota; Viridiplantae; Streptophyta; Magnoliopsida; Rosales; Rhamnaceae. The coding region runs from base 211 to 624 and encodes 137 amino acids. The record is from RefSeq and is a predicted model, not a curated record. The transcript has 3 exons.
CAAAAAAAAAAAAAAAGGAGAAAAAUGGGGGAAAUAAAUAAUCGGGGUUUUAAUUGGGUCAAUCUUUCGUCUUUGUUUUUUUCUUCUAUUGCAAGCUGAAGAAACAUAACUUAAAAACCCAGUCUGCUUCAGAAACACGAGGGAAAAUCCAGAGAGAGAGAGAGAGAGAAAAAAAAAAAAAAAACAAGAAGAAGAAGAAGAAGAAGAGAUAUGAAGGGGAGAGAGGAGAGGGAAGAAGAUGAGAAGGGGUUGAUAUGGAAGCUUCCGGUGGUGAAAUCUAAGCAUCUUGGGAAGGUGGGUCCCGCCUUCGGUAUCGGUGCUGGCUGCGGUGUCGGCUUCGGCGUUGGUCUCCUCGGCGGUGCAGGUUUUGGUCCUGGAAUUCCUGGCUUUCAAGUUGGCCUUGGAUUUGGUGUUGGAUGUGGGGUUGGCUUAGGAUUUGGCUAUGGUGUGGGAAAGGGCAUUGCUCAGGAUGAGAAUCGCAGAUAUUCUAAUGUUGGAAAUAUUUAUAAUGUCUCUGGGGAUUUUCCUACUCAAGAGAUUGGUGCACUUGUGGAUGAGCUUAUUGAUAACACCAAGAAGCUUCUGAGAGCUACUUCGAAAGAAGUUGACAAGUGGCGAAGAUGAAUAUGUUUACUUAAUUUACUGAAAAUUGUUAAAAUUGUUGUUUUAGCUUGGUCUAUAUAUGUGCGUGCAUGAGAGACUUGUUCCAUUUCAGAUAUGAAAAUACAUGUAGCUUACCAUUUA